AAAAUUCGUGACUAUGAGAGCUUCAAAAUGACAACUUUACUCAUACCCAACGUCAUGGUGGGUCUGCGCCACAUCUGGACUAUGUCCAGCUACUAUUGCCGCGACGACAAAAUGCAGAUUUUACUCUGCCAAAUUUCCAACGUCUUCAUACAGAAAGUCAAGCGCAUCGUUUGCUUCGAGCACAUAUUCAGUCGCUCUGCCAAAUAUACCUAUGAGACGGCCACCAAUUGUGCAAAUUUGUUGCUGUGCUGGAAGACCGCUUACCUCGCUAGCCGUUCGUAUAUCGAAAGUUCCGGCGUUGGUUCACGUUGGGAAUUCGAUCGACAGACACUCUUCUCCGAAGUCGAUCACAUUUGUCACAUCAGUCAGGAUAUUGCCUACAUUGGACGCGUUUUCAUUCAAUAUGAAAAUCUCUUCGGCCACAGGCUCAAAGCACUAAUUACAGACCCGUCAAUUGUAGAUGAUUUGAUGAAGAAAGUCUAUCGCUUGUUAGACGAUAUGUUAUCCAGUGUAGACUACGAUAUUUUUAGACCCGGCAACUUUGAAAAUUGGGAGGACACACUUGAGACAUUCAAUCGCCGGCUGGAGAACGUUGAGUCUGAUGCAAAGUCUGUAAUUGAACGCAGCAUAAAUACCUUGCGUUCAUCCGAUAUGGGUCUGGAGCUAAUUAAGACAAUCAAUGAAAUAGACACACGCAAGGAGCUCGCUGAAUUCAUAUCGACAAAACAUGAAAAUAUUCUACGAUUUUUCCAAACGGAAAUAAACUCGGUGGAAUUCACAUAUACGAAAAAUCGCAAAAAUCCACCAAUCGGUAAGCACCAGCCAUUCCGGAUCGGCUGUAUUCAGUGGGCGCGACUGUUGACCAAUAAACUAAAAGUCUCUGUGUUGGCAUUCAAAAGGAUGGCAGAUGAACCGAAUCUAAAGAACAGUUAUGUCAAGCGGAGCGCUUUCAAGCAGUACUUUGAAUUGGUCAAUAAAAUGUAUCUUUUCGAGAAGGAUAUGUUCGACAAGUACACUGCAAAAGGGACUUACAUGGUUAACGCUGUCUUCCGGAAAAAUAUAUUGUGCAUACGAAUUAAGAAUCCUAAAUUAUUUGAGUACAUUUCAGAAUCGCAGGAAACUCUGCAUUCAAAGCGCAAAAAACCUGAAGAAGGCGAACAAGGCGCAUCGCAGCAAAUGGGACACGCAGAAGCUGGCUUCGUUCGUAAGAUAACCAAAUUUACUGUAUUUGCCACACUUGUACAAUGGCUAGUUAAUCGACCAUACGAAAGUAACAUACAAGUACAGAAAGCCAAAGCGUUUGUCAAGGCAAUUAAGGCGAAGAAAAAUCUUACCGAGAAAGAUAAAUUUUGUCUAAAGAUUUCCGAAUUGCUUGUACGCGCCGAACAACAGGACGGCUUACCUACUUGGCGUGAACUAGUUGGUGAUCGCAUUCUAAUUGAAUUCGAAAUGCAAUUUUGUGUGAAUCUAACGAGAGAAAUAUUUGAGGUCAUGUUCGAAGGCCAGCAAUUUGAACAUUUCGGCUAUUUACUACCAAACGUGCUACGCACUGCCAUUAUGAAAAAAGAGAUGCUCUUCAACGAUUUUGAGGCUGUAGAAAAUAUCAUCGCUAGAUACAAUGCCAUUAUUGAUGGACUAGUGUUAUCCGAGGUUAAUUUCCUGCGCGACCACCUAUACGAGACCGAAAUCGUCAUACAAACCGGCAUCGGCCGUUAUACCUGGCAAUCAUUUAAUAUUCUAAAAUAUUGCGAUUCUGUCAACACAUUGAUACGCAAACUUACCUCAAUUGUAUCGCAAAUUAAUUUUAUACGUCUGGAUAUAAAAGGCCGCAUCGAUCGCAUUAAACAAUUCAAUCUCUUUGUUAUACACGAUCGCACUGGUAUAGAUCGUUUACCCAGAGCGUCAGAUGUACAAUUUCAUUGUGAAUCAAAUGAAACAACAAUUAGUGGUCAAACUGAUAGGCAAAGCUAUCGUCCAGCUUCAGCAGUGAAAAUAAUACACCUGAAAGAGGAGGAAGCCGAACUAACACAACAGGAGAGUGAAUGCGGCAAGGAUAUGUAUCAUUUUCAGGGUUACGUUGAGAAGUUGGAACAAUCGCGCAAUGAAAAGUGUGCACAUAUGAAGAAGCUAUACGACUCUAUUGGACCGGUACUGGUCAAGUUGGAGAGUCUGGUGUUGGGCACUUUCACUGGACGAUCGGAGAAGAUGCGCGGUUACUACACAUAUUGGGAAGAGAUGACCUAUCAGUGCAUUUUGGACAACACGUACCGUAAUCUUAAAUGCUACAUAGAGCGCUUGUUAGGCGAUGCGCCCAUGUUCGAAGUAAACGCAGUCAUGAUGAUGUCCGAAAUAGUGCUGGAGCCGACAGCUUCGGAGAUGCAGAACAUAAUGCUGCAAUCGGCAAAAGAUUAUCUAGAGAGGAUCCACAUCUACACACGCUGGAUGGAUGGCACUUGCUUGCCAUGCGCGCCCAUCAACGACGAAUAUGGCGACAAGUACAUCUUCACCUUCUACGAGGAUGUCAUCAAGGUACGCGAUAUCAGCCAUUUGAUCGUACGCGUCCAGGAGGUCGCCAACGCUUUGGUGUACGAGUGCAAGGUCGUUAUUUCCAAAUUCAAGCAAUAUUUCUACUUGUGGGCUUUCGACAAACGCGCCAUUGCUGAGAAAUUUAUUAAUCGUGGCAUGCCACUUGUGACACUCGAUGAGAAAUUUACAUUUUUCGCCAAUAUUAUUGAGGAGUUGCAAUUGAUGCCGCCCUAUUGGAAUAUCAAAAGCAUACAAAUUAAUUUGAAGAAAUUGAUAGACAGCAUAUGCCAGCAUGCGCAACAAUGGCGGGCCACACUUGGCGAGCUGCUGGCGAAGAAAGCAUCGGAAAAUAUUAUAAAUUUGCGAAAUGAAUUCAAAGAACUCCGUUUUAAUUUGGAUAAGACAACUAAAGAGCUAGCUGACUUUAAAUUAGUCAUGCAAACAAUCUCGACAAUUCAAACAAAAACACUGACCUACGAACAACGGAUCCAUGAACUACAAGAAACCUAUACCGUGCUAGCCGAACACAAUAUAAAGUUCAACUUUGACGACCUCCUGAUGGCACAUCACCUAGAGAAACGUUGGAAUCGUCUCUUCCGUUCAUCACUCUUCCGCAUGGAUAAGGUGCAACCAAUUAAACAGAAAUUCGCCGAUUUGACAUCCGUUGAAAUUUCAACAUUCUGGGCAGAGCUGGAGGCAUUCAUCAAGGACUUUGAAGAGAACGGGCCCGGCUCAGUGGGUUCAGACCUGGAUAAAGGGAGCAAGCUGAUGGACGUCUACGGCGCCAAAUUGAAUUCGUACGAAGAGCGGCGCAUUGAAUUGUCCAAUGCGGAGAAACUUUUCGAUAUGCCAAUGGCCGAUUACAAUGACUUCUCAAGAAUCAAGUCCGACUACGAAGGCAUGAUAUUGGUGUACAAGCUGUACAACGCCUAUAAGACUGGAAGAGAAGUUUGGUCCAAGACAUUAUGGGCCGAUUUGGAUCCGCAAAUACUAACGGAGGGCAUCGAAAGUUACUUAAAAGAGUUUCGAAAAUUACCAAAAUCGGUUCGUAUGCUACCUUCUGGCCAAAUGCUCGAGUUGAGUAUGAAACAAUUCAAGAAUACCGUACCACUUAUGGUCAGCUUAAAGAAUGAGGCACUGCGUGAACGCCAUUGGAUGCAAUUGAUGGAGAAGACGGGCCAGCACUUCGAUAUGGCGCCAGCGCGUUUCACACUAGAGAAUAUGUUUGCAAUGAAAUUACACGAGUAUCAGGAAAUUGCUGAGCAAAUUCUAAAUAAUGCCAUCAAAGAGUUGGCCAUUGAACGUGGCGUCAAAGCAGUCGAAGACACUUGGGCUACUAUGGCUUUCAAGGUGCAUAAGCAUUACAAAGGCAACGAAGAUCGUGGCUAUACAUUGGGUUCAGUGGAAGAAAUCGUAUUGACUUUGGAGGAUAACGCAACUAACCUGCAAUCAAUGGGUGCUUCACAGUUCAUUGGACCAUUUCUGGAGACUGUCAAUAAAUGGGAGCGCUUGUUGUCCUUGAUCGGUGAAAUUAUUGACGAGUGGCAGGUGGUGCAACGCAAGUGGCUAUAUCUGGAGGGCAUCUUCAUUGGCGGUGAUAUUCGUGCACAAUUGCCAGAGGAGGCAAAGAAAUUCGAUGACAUUGACAAAGCAUAUCGUAGGAUUAUGGUUGACUGUGCCAAGAAUCCAUUGGUGGUGCCACUGUGCUCGGUGCCUGGCCGUUUGCCCGAAAUUCAAGGACUCGGCAUCGGUUUGGAGAACUGUCAGAAGUCAUUAAACGAAUAUUUGGAAUCGAAAAGACGUAUAUUUCCGCGAUUUUACUUCAUUUCCACGGAUGAGUUGCUUUCGAUUUUGGGCAGCAGCGAACCAUCGGCUGUGCAAAAUCACAUUAUCAAGAUGUACGAUAACAUUAAGUCACUGCGCUUCUCCAAGGACAAUUCGGAUCAGCCCAUCGUGACUGCAAUGAUAUCCAGCGAGGGUGAGGUGAUGGAAUUCCGCCAUAGCGUGCGCGCUAAGGGUCGCGUUGAGAACUGGAUGUGCGACGUGCUGGAUGAGAUGCGACGCUCAAAUCGUUUCAUCACCAAGCGUGCCAUCUAUGACUUUGGCAUUGAUCUGGAAAUAACAAGGCCCGACUGGAUGCUGAACUAUCAAGGCAUGGUGGGGCUUGCCGCUUCACUUGUGUGGUGGACAGCCGAGGUGGAGGAGGCAUUCGACCAGGCUACCAAUCAUCACAAUAUGCGCGCCAUGAAGGAUUUCCUCGAAAAGCAGAAUCAUCAAAUCGAAGAGCUGGUCAUUAAGGUGCGCUCAAAUUUGACGCGUAACGAUCGUCUCAAAUUCAAAACUAUCACCACAAUCGAUGUGCAUGCACGCGAUAUAAUCGAGGCUUUCGUGCGUGAUAACAUUCUGGACGCAAGCGAAUUCAGUUGGGAGAGUCAAUUACGUUUCUAUUGGCUGAAAUUGUACGACAAUCUGUAUGUCGUUCAGUGUUCAGGCCAAUUCGAAUAUGGUUAUGAAUAUAUGGGCUUGAAUGGGCGUUUGGUCAUCACGCCGCUAACGGAUCGCAUUUAUUUGACUAUAACACAGGCGUUGCUUAUGAAUUUGGGUGGCGCACCGGCUGGACCUGCUGGCACUGGUAAAACGGAGACCGUUAAAGAUUUGGCCAAGGCUAUGGCGCUGCUGUGUGUUGUCACCAAUUGUGGUGAAGGCAUGGACUUCCGCGCUGUGGGUACAAUUUUGUCCGGUUUGUCGCAAUGCGGUGCCUGGGGUUGUUUCGACGAAUUCAAUCGCAUCGAUGUGUCUGUGUUGAGCGUAAUUUCUACCCAGCUGCAGACGAUAAGGAAUGGAUUGAUAAGGAAACUAGAUCGUAUUAUUUUCGAAGGCAGUGACAUCAAACUCGACCGCAAGGUGGGCGUCUUUGUCACCAUGAAUCCCGGCUAUGCAGGCCGUACGGAGUUGCCGGAAUCAGUGAAAGCGCUCUUCAGGCCGGUGACCUGCAUUAAACCGGAUUUAGAGUUGAUCUGCUUAAUAUCGCUUUUCUCUGAUGGAUUUUUAACAGCCAAAGUUCUGGCAAAGAAAAUGACAGUACUCUACAAGCUGGCUGAGGAGCAACUCUCCAAGCAAUGCCAUUACGAUUGGGGUUUGCGUUCGCUAAAUGCGGUGCUGCGUAUGGCAGGCGUAAUGAAACGUACGUCGGAGGAUCUACCUGAGGCUGUUGUACUAAUGCGUGUGUUGCGUGACAUGAACUUUCCGAAGUUUGUCUUUGAGGAUGUGCCUUUGUUUUUGGGGCUUAUUAAGGACUUAUUCCCCGGCAUUGACUGCCCACGAAUUGGAUACCCGGACUUCAAUGCUGCCGUGCGGCACACGCUCGUCAGCGACGGCUAUGUACUUUUAGCAGAUCAGGAGGAUAAAGUGGUGCAAAUGUAUGAGACCAUGAUGACCCGACACUCGACUAUGAUUGUUGGUCCAACAGGUGGUGGCAAGACUGUCGUCAUAAAUACACUAAUUAAGGCACAAUGCCACAUGGGCUUGCCCACCAAGUGCACCGUACUUAACCCCAAGGCCUGCUCGGUAAUCGAAUUAUAUGGUUACCUCGAUAUGGAUACACGCGAUUGGAUUGAUGGAUUAUUUUCGAAUAUUUUCCGUGAGAUGAAUAGACCGACCGAGCGAGAGGAACGACGGUACGUCUGCUUCGAUGGGGACGUGGACGCGCUGUGGAUUGAGAACAUGAACUCGGUUAUGGAUGAUAAUAAGCUGUUGACAUUAGCGAAUGGCGAACGCAUCAGAUUGGAAAGUUACUGCGCGCUGCUAUUUGAGGUCGGCAACUUGUGGUAUGCCUCGCCAGCCACUGUUUCUCGCGCUGGCAUGGUUUAUGUGGAUCCGAAAAAUCUGCGCUUCGCGCCCUACUGGCAACGCUGGCUGUUGACACGCCCUGAAGGCGAGCACGAGAUAUUGAAUGAUUUUUACGAGAAAAUAAUUGUGCAAUCGAUUGCUUUCAUCUUGGAGGGUGUAGAUGGCACCUCCCAGGGCAAUCCUUUGAAAAUGGUCAUUCCACAAACGGAAUUGAAUAUGGUGGUGCAAUUUUGCUACAUGUACGAUGCUCUGCUGCCCGUGUACACAAAUGUGGAUGACAUAGCAACGGAAGCACCGGAGGCGACUAUGUACGAUCAAGAUUCGAUUGAGUGUGGAUUUAUACAGUGCGUUUAUAAUUCACUGGGAGCUACACUGAUUGAAGGAGACAAACCAAUUUACGAUGAGUUCGUGAAACGCAUUGCUGGCUUCCCUGCCGUAACAGAUACGCCGGAAAAGCCAGCAACCGGGGGACAACUACCCAACAGUAAGCCUACACUUUACGAAUAUUUCUAUAGCCGCGAGAAGGCUUGUUGGAUCGCUUGGGAAUGGAUGGUGCCUGAGUAUGUCCACGAUCCUGAGAUGAGAUUUAGUGAAAUUGUCGUGCCAACUGUUGAUAGCACACGCACCACUAGAACGCUGGCAUUGAUGAGUGAGAUCAAGCGGCCGGUGCUGCUUGUCGGCGAAGCGGGUACUUCAAAGACUGCCAUGAUUUCACAGUAUUUACGUAAUUUAAAUCCAGAUUCAAAUAUCAUACUGAAUAUUAAUUUUUCAUCGAGAACUUCAUCAAUGGAUGUGCAGCGUACGCUCGAGGCGGCUGUGGAAAAGCGCACAAAGGACACUUUUGGCCCACCAAUAGGCAAGAAGAUUGCCUGCUUUAUAGAUGACAUGAAUAUGCCACAAGUUGAUGAAUACGGCACUCAACAGCCAAUUGCAUUGCUUAAACUACUUUUCGAACGCGAUGGCAUGUACGAUCGUGGCAAGGACUUGAAUUGGAAAAGGUUCAAGGACCUCACCUUCUACGCGGCCAUGGGUUGUGCCGGUGGCGGACGCAACGAAGUCGAUCCACGUUUCAUAUCCAUGUUUGCCGUCUUCAACAUUGUCUUCCCCAAUGAUGAAUCGCUGCAGCAAAUCUACGUUUCCAUAUUCAAAGGACAUUUGAAGCAUAGCAGCGCAUUUAAAGCUGAAAUGCUGCCGAUGGCAGAUUAUGUGGUCAGCAUGACGUUGCGUUUAUUUAAGGUUGUUAUUGUGGAAUUGCCGCCAACACCAUCGAAAUUCCAUUAUAUCUUCAACUUGAAGGAUCUGUCGCGCAUCUUCGCCGGCAUGCUAUUGAUUCAUUCGAACUACUUUCAUGACCUGCGUGACUUGAUACGCGUUUGGCGUAAUGAAUUUUCCAGAAUUAUUUGCGAUCGAUUAAUUUCGGAUAAUGAUGUCGACUUAAUGAGAAAGCACAUCGAACGAGAGGUGGAUGAGACAUUCCCACCGGGUUUCGAGGAGGAUUACGGUUUCAUAGAUCCAGAUGCAGUGGCUAAAGAACAACAAGACCUACUAGCAAUGAAUCCCGAUGAGGAGCCAGUGAUUGUAACAUUCCACGACUACGUUUUCCGUGAUCCUUUACUCUUUGGAGAUUUCCGAAAUGCAAUGAAUGAAUCUGAACCGCGUUUUUAUGAGGACUUGGUAGACUACAGUGCCGUACAUGCACUUUUCGAAGAGAUACUCGAAGAAUACCAAGAGCGCAGAGGCAAAAUGAAUCUGGUGCUAUUCGAAGAUUGUUUGGAGCAUUUGACGCGCGUCCAUCGCACUUUGCGCAUGCAUCGCGGCCAUGUAAUGGUAAUUGGCGUAGGCGGCAGUGGCAAGAAGUGCAUUACACGCUUAUCAGCAUUCGCAGCAGAAUGUGAGGUUUUCGAAAUAACUGUGGCGCGCGGCUACAAUGAAACCACAUUCCGUGACGAUCUUAAGCGACUCUACACUAUGGUGGGCGUUGAGCGCAAGAAGACGGUUUUCCUUUUCACAGCCGCACAAAUUGUUGAAGAAGGUUUCUUGGAGCUGAUAAACAACAUCCUGACAAUCGGUCAAGUGCCAGCACUCUUUGCGGAUGACGAGAAGGAUGCUGUUGUAUCAUCAUGCCGCGUAGCUGCAGAAGAAGCCGGCUACACGGCUUCCAAGGACUCCGUUUGGUUAUACUUCUUGCGUACAUGUGCCGAAAAUCUGCAUGUGUCGCUGUGUAUGUCACCAUCCGGCGAAACGCUUCGCAAUAGAUGUCGAAACUUCCCCGGUCUAAUUGGCAGUACUUACAUCGAUUGGGUAUUUCCAUGGCCACAGCAAGCUUUAACGGCCGUCGCAACGCUUUUCCUUUCGCAACAUCAGAUGAUUCCUGUCGAGCACCGUGAUGCUAUUAUAGAUCACGUCGUUCAUGUACAUACCACCAUACAAAUGUACUCGCGCGAAUAUUUGCUCAAGCUGCGCCGUAACAAUUAUGUCACACCGAAACAUUAUCUGGACUUCAUCAACACCUACUUACGAUUGCUAGAGGAACGCAACAACUUUAUUAGCAUGCAACGCAACCGCCUCAAGGAGGGCAUUUCGAAGAUCGAUGAUGCUGCCAAGCAGAUCGAAGAACUUCGUUUGAUCGUCAGCGAGCAGAAAGCCAAUGUGGCCAAGGCAUCGAAGGAGUGCGAAGCUAUGUUGGUGGACAUCGAAGAGUCAACACAGAAGGCGAACGUGAAGAAAGCGGAGGCAUCAGAAAAAUCGAUUGAAGUCGAGAUUAAGGGUAAACAAAUCGCCAUAGAAAAAGAGGAUGCCGAAGAGGCGCUCGCCGAAGCUAUGCCGGCACUGGAGGAGGCGCGACGUGCGCUUGCCGAUCUCGACAAGGCGCAAAUAACUGAGAUUCGUUCUUUUGCUACGCCACCGCCGCAAGUGCAAGUUGUUUGCGAAUGUGUGGCUAUUUUAAAGGGACUCAAGGAGAUCAAUUGGAAGUCUGCGAAAGGCAUGAUGUCCGAUGUGAGUUUCCUCAGGAGUUUAAUGGAAAUGGACUGUGAAGCACUAACGGCUAAGCAGAUAAAUGCAUGUCGUGCACACAUGAAGGGUUCGAAUUUGGAUGACAUGGAUAAAAUAUCCAUAGCAGGUGCGGGACUUUUGAAAUUUGUGCGUGCCGUGAUUGCCUUCUACGAAGUUUACCGCGAGGUGAAGCCUAAAAAGGACCGCGUCGACUUUUUGGUGCAGGAGCAAGAAAUACAAAUCAAGCUGCUGAAUCAUCUUAAUCAAGAAAUCGUUAAGCUGGAAGGGCAGCUCGAUCAGCUAAAUCACCGCUAUGCGGAAUCGAUGAAACAAAUGAAGGCACUGACGGAAAUGAUGCGGCAGGCCGAACGUAGAUUGAUCGCUUCGAAUAAACUCAUCAGCGGCUUGAGCUCUGAGCGCAGUCGCUGGGCAGAGGAUAUGGAGAAUUUCCGCAAACAAAAAAUCAACAUGAUCGGACAAUGUUUAUUGUGUGCCUCUUUCCUCGCCUAUACUGGCGCAUUUUCUUGGGAAUUCCGCACAGCCAUGGUUAUUGGAGACUGGCUAAAGGAUGUACAAAACCGUUUGAUUCCCGUACCCUCGCCCUUCCGCAUCGACGACAGUCUCACAACAGACGUUGAAGUCUCCACAUGGAGCUCGGAGGGUCUACCACCAGAUGAACUCUCUGUACAAAAUGGCAUAUUAACUGUGCGCGCUUCUCGUUUUCCGCUUUGCAUUGAUCCUCAGUUGCAAGCGCUACACUGGAUACGGAAACGCGAAGCACGUCAAAAUCUAAAAACUCUCUCCUUCUCCGAUAGUGAUUUCUUGAAGCAGCUUGAAAUGGCAUUAAUGUAUGGCUACCCGGUGCUGUUCGAAGAUGUCGACGACUAUAUCGAUCCGGUUAUCGAUAAUGUGCUCAGCAAGGAUGUCCAAGUGGUUAGUGGACGCAAAUUCAUUGUACUGGGCGACAAGGAGGUAGACUUCGAUCCAAAUUUUCGUUUAUAUUUGACUACGAAAUUUGCCAAUCCUAAAUUUGAUCCCGCCGUAUUUGCCAAAGCGAUGGUCAUUAACUACACAGUCACACAGGCGGGUCUAGAAGACCAGCUGUUGAGUGUUGUGGUACGUUCCGAACGACCUGAUUUGGAACAACAGCGUGAGUCGCUCAUAGCGCAGACAAGCGAAAACAAGCAGUUGCUGCAGCAACUGGAGGACUCCUUACUACGUGAAUUGGCCACCUCCACGGGCAAUAUGCUGGAUAACGUUGAGCUAAUUGAAACUUUGGAGAAUACCAAAACGAAGGCGGCUGCAGUUUCCGAACAACUACAACUAUCGGCAGAGACCAGCAAGGAUAUUGAGAAGCUACGUAACGGCUAUAGACCGGUGGCUAUUCGUGGCGCAGUGCUAUUCUUUGCACUCUCCGAUAUGUCUACCGUGAAUAGCAUGUAUCAGUAUGCGCUUGCCGCCUACUUGGAUGUAUUUGGCUAUUCUCUACGCAAAUCUGUGCCAGAUACAGUGCUCGCUAAACGGCUGAGCAAUAUAAUAAAGACUUUGACAGAGAAUGUCUACAUUUAUGGCUGCACAGGCUUCUUCGAACGACACAAACUGCUCUUCUCCUUCCAGAUAGCGACAAAGCUUGCAAAAAGUGGUGGCGAACUGACGCAAACUGAAUUGGAUUUCUUUAUAAAAGGUGCCAUUACAUUGACGAAGAGUGAGCGUGCCUGCCCGGUCAAGUGGUUGGCCGAUAAAAACUGGGAGGAUUUGUUGAAAUUGGCUGCUGAUUUUCCGGAGCAAUUCGGCGCGCUACCGGAUAGCUUGGGGCGCCUGGCGGAGGAAUGGAAGCAGUGGUUUGAUUUGGAGAAUCCGGAAGAAAUGCCAUGUCCGGGCGAGUACAACAUGAAAUGUAAUCCAUUCCAGAAAUUAAUGUUCCUGCGGUGCUUCCGUGUCGAUCGAAUUUUCCGUGCAAUAAAUGAAUACAUCGUGGACACCAUGGAUGAGUACUACAUCACGCCACCAGUGAUUAGUUUUGCCAACAUCUACGAGCAGACCAAUUGCAACAUGCCCGUUUGCUUUAUACUCAGCGCUGGAUCGGAUCCUACGAAUGAUUUAAUGAAAUUGGCUGACUUGGUUGGCGUAGGCAUGGGCAAUUUUUGUCACAUCUCACUGGGACAAGGCCAAGAGAAGAACGCUAUCAAUUUACUUGACAAAUCAAUUCGCCAAGGCUUUUGGUUGAUGCUGCAAAAUGGUCAUCUACUCAUCAGCUUCGUACGUUCCUUAGAGAAAUAUCUCGAAAAAAUCGAAUCACCACAUCCAGAUUUUCGUUUGUGGAUAACCACUGAUCCGACACCGUCCUUUCCAAUUGGCAUACUGCAGAAAUCACUAAAAGUUGUAACAGAGCCACCGAAUGGCUUAAAGUUAAAUUUGCGCUCAACAUUUUUAAAAAUGCGCCAGGAACGUUUAGAAGCAUGCUCACUUAAGGCAUUCCGUCCACUUGUCUACGUCUUGGCCUUCUUCCAUGCGGUUGUGCAGGAGCGCCGGAAGUAUGAUAAAAUGGGUUGGAAUAUCUGCUAUGAUUUUAAUGAAUCCGAUUUUGAUGUCUGUCUGGAAAUAUUGACAACGUAUCUAAACAAAGUCAACGAGGAGACUGGAAAAGUGCCAUGGAACAGUUUGAAAUAUCUGAUUGGAGAGGUCAUGUACGGCGGUCGCGUUAUCGAUGAUUUCGAUCGCCGCAUUACACGCAUUUACAUGGAUGAAUAUAUGGGUGAUUUCCUCUUUGACACCUUCAAUCCAUUCCAUUUCUAUCAUGAUGAAAACGUGGACUACCACAUACCAGAGGAGGAUGUAGUGUUGAAAGAAGAUUUUGUAGCUCACAUUGAUAAGUUGCCGCUCGUCAAUAAACCGGAUGUAUUUGGUUUGCAUCCAAAUGCGGAAAUUGGUUAUUAUACACAGUCGGCGCGCAGCAUCUGGAAUCAUUUGAUCGAUUUGCAACCGCAGACAG
Rhagoletis pomonella (apple maggot) is the source of this 12361-nucleotide messenger RNA. It is a transcript of the gene Dhc98D, whose product is annotated as dynein heavy chain 10, axonemal. NCBI's taxonomy places the organism in Eukaryota, Metazoa, Arthropoda, Insecta, Diptera, Tephritidae. Gene Ontology annotation, biological process: microtubule-based movement. Gene Ontology annotation, molecular function: dynein light intermediate chain binding; ATP hydrolysis activity; minus-end-directed microtubule motor activity. The record is from RefSeq and is a predicted model, not a curated record. Gene Ontology annotation, cellular component: dynein complex.